GUUGAAUUCCAUUAUUUUUUAACGAAAAAAUCAUAGUUAGCCCAAAUUAAAUUCUAUAAAUACCUUCCCCCUCUUCAACCCUGUUUCUUGAACCUGCUAAACAAAUAAGACCAAAAUCUUCCAGCCCUUUCUCUCUCUUCCAAAAGGACAAAAAAGAAAGAGGACAAAAAGAAGAGCUUAUCUAGCAUGACCGUCGCGAAAACCAUCAAAUUCCUUUACAGCUACGGCGGCAGAAUCGUCCCCCGCCCCGACGGCAAGCUCCGCUACGCCGGCGGUCACACGCGCGUCCUCUCCGUCGACCGUUCGAUUACUUUUGCAGAGCUGAUGGUGAAAUUGGGGGAAUCGUGUGGAUCCUCCGUGAAUCUGACGUGUAAGCUGCCGGGCGAGGAUCUCGACGUGCUGGUCACGGUCAAGUCCGACGAGGAGCUCCGGAGCGUAGUGGAGGAGUACGAGAGGUCGUCGUUGCCUGAGGCGAAGAUCAGGGCGGUGCUUUUUCCUGCCAGAUCUGGGAAGAAAAUCACCCCACCGUCGUCUCCGAUUUCUUGUUUUGACUUCCCCUCCGCCGCGAAGGCGCGCGACGCGGCUCCUCCCUCCGUCGCCGCUGUCUACCGCGCGUACGCGCCUCCCGCGGCGGUGAGGCGGUGCGCGUCUCCGGUCGUCGGGUAUCCCGUCGUUGCCGGAAAAAGCCGUUACUGUCAGGCGAGGGCUUACCACGUGCCGAUUAGGAAUCAUACUCAAUAGUAAGGGGAAGGAUAUUGGAGGAGAAAAACAAGAGAGGAGUUGUUUCAUUUUUUUUUUAAACUACUGAAUUUGCGACCUUUUUGUUUUUUUCUUCCUACAAAAUGUCACACACUUAUAGAGACUUUUUCUCCGGCGCCGGGAAAAUUGAGCUAAGCUCUGUUCAAAUUCGCUCAGAUUUGAGCUGCAAUCUAACAAAAUGAGCUGAUAAUCGAGCUCCAACUUGGCUCAAUAACUGAGCUAUUAACAAGCUGAAAAUUAGAAAAUAUCAAGCUUGAAAUCUUAACUAUAUAGCCAAGAGCUCUUUGGUUAAUUUGACAGAAAAAUUAAAGAAAUUGUGUAAUUAAUUGUUUAACUGGUUUUGUUUGGCUUCUUUUUGAUGUCUCGACUGGAAAGCCGUUGGCCGGCGAAUGACGCGGUCGUUGGUAUCUGUCGACGGUGUCUGUGUGACACGUGACGGCCAAUGGGCCGCUGCGCGUGGAUAUCAGUCGCGUUCGAGGCGGGUGGGAUUCAUAGGCAGGUUUGGCGGUCGUCGGUCAGCUAAACAAUAUAUUUAUCACCCUUUCGAAAAAGUUGAACAGACCGUAUAACUGAAAUAUUAUAGGGAACCGGGAAUUACUCCGAGAAGAUUUAAAAGUAAAUAAAUAAAAAAAUAAAUCGGAAAGGACCAUAUUAUUAUUGAAAAAUAAAUGAAUAGAUAAAAUAUAUUGAAGAGGAAAAAAAAAUAAAAUAUACAUGGUGCAAAUUAUGAAGGUUGUUUAACCAACCAUGCAUUAAUUGUUUAGGUGUUAUAAGGGUGUAUUCAUGGAAUACUCUUGAAAUGGACUGGUGCUAAUUUGGUAGGCUCAGCCUAAUUCAAAAUUGGACGAUUUGAUUGCUAAGCCAAUUCACACCGCCGAAAUUAAAAAGAAUUGACGUCUUCUUUACACCACAUUAAUUGCAAUAAAUUGUAUAAUUCACAGCACUUGCUNUUUUUU
Molecule: messenger RNA, 1715 nt
Organism: Striga asiatica
Lineage: Eukaryota; Viridiplantae; Streptophyta; Magnoliopsida; Lamiales; Orobanchaceae
Source: the annotation of a GenBank genome assembly